This is a messenger RNA of Cryptosporidium ubiquitum, 540 nucleotides long. RefSeq lists its product as uncharacterized. The transcript has a single exon. The record is from RefSeq and is a predicted model, not a curated record. Lineage: Eukaryota; Apicomplexa; Conoidasida; Eucoccidiorida; Cryptosporidiidae. Bases 1 to 540 code for a protein of 179 amino acids.
AUGUUGAGGUUAUUUGGAUUUCAACUCGUUAUUUCAUCUUUACUUUUAUUUAGUCUUUAUAAUCCAAGAGAAACUCUAUAUCAUUCGGGUUUCGAUUUAACGGAAGUUUCAUUUAUUAAAGUAAAAAGCCCAUGCUGCAGUGCUUUAAAGCGUAUUAGGAAUCGUAUUUGUUGUUGUUGUUGUUGUUCUUCUUCAAGUUGUAAUUCUGAUUCAGAAGAUGAACAAAGUUCUGGUGAGGAUCUUCCCCAGGAGCCAAACCAACCUGUUAUACUUUUGAAAUCAGAAGCAUUCGAUCCUGACAAUAUUCCUCCGAAACCUUCUUACCCAGCCCCAAAACCUCCUAUGGGAACGAUCGAACAAUCACCACCUACUUUCCCGGAGCCGCCGUCACCGGAAGAGCUCGAAUCUAUGAGAUCGCCGACGCCGGAUCCAAAAUUACUUUCAUCACUUCCACAACUACCACCACCACCACCACCGGUUCUACCAAAGCCCAAUAAAUCGAAAGUGAGGCGUGUUCUUAGGGGACAAAAAUGUAACUAA